AUUAACGUCUAACCAGUACCUAAAACACAGCAGCUGUUUUCAAAAUGAAGUUUAUCAUCUUACUUGCUGCCAUCGUCCUGAUGGUUUCCACCGUAGCAUCAUAUCCAACGUUGCCAGUAAGCACAUCAGUUUGGCCCCCAUAUGGAGUUUAUGGAAAGUCGAUUCUACCACCGGCAGCAGUGACCAGUUAUCCCGGAGUAUAUGGAAGCUGGCCUUGGGCUGGAAGGAACUGGGGUUAUUCGGCGCCAGUCGUGACCAACAACGGACUGUGGAACUACAGUGGAUAUGGUUACGCUUACUAAAAAAAGUGGUUGCGAAUGGAUAUGUGGAAA
This is a messenger RNA of Topomyia yanbarensis, 332 nucleotides long. RefSeq lists its product as uncharacterized. The transcript has 2 exons. The record is from RefSeq and is a predicted model, not a curated record. The coding region runs from base 45 to 302 and encodes 85 amino acids. NCBI's taxonomy places the organism in Eukaryota, Metazoa, Arthropoda, Insecta, Diptera, Culicidae.